AUGCGCCCUGUGCCUUUUCUUCUACUCGCCACUGGCACUUUUGGGGCCAAGGGGGUGCAAAAUAUACGUUCGACAAACUUUCACAUUGAUGUAGAUCUUGACACUGGGGCUCUGCUUUCCAUCGUGAAUCCGAAGGACAAUGCCUCGAUGAGUUGGAUAAGUGGACCGGGUAAUGCCCCUUGGCAGCCUCUGGGGAGCCGGUGGGGACUCGGCUAUGUGGAUGUGGGAGAUCUCAAUCGGGCGUACUGGCAAGCUCCCAAUAUCACAAUUGACGAAGACCGCAUGACGGCAUCGUACACACUGGAGGAGGUGGAUCUGAACGUCACGAGAUGGGUCGAUGAGCCAUCCAACAGCUUUCGAGAAUGUUAUUCAUUCACCAACACCGGCGCUGAUGCGAUCUCCCUGAACGCUGGUGGUGUUCAGUCCUUGGGGAUCUACACCCCAUUCAACGACCAUUAUACCUCGACGGAGGAUGUCCUGGAGCACCGCUCCCAUGCGCACAUCUGGGCGUCAGGGGCCAGUUCGUCAUGGGUCAAGUUGACGCGAAUGGGCCUCCGAGGCCCGCACCUGGGGCUGGUUCUCACGGAGGGCGCCUGGUCGGGGUAUAGUGUGGAGUCGCGCGACACAGUAACGUCGUCUAACACUCGAGGGGUCUUUCUUCUCCAUCCGGAGGUGCCUACUUUGGAAAGCAUGGAGUCAACUCAGAUCUGCUGGGCCAUGUUUUGGCAUGAUGAUUGGGAAGACUUUCUGGAACAGAGUCUGCAGCGCUCAGAUCAGGUUAUCCAUGUUGAAGCAUCAUCCUGGACGGCUGUUCAAGGUGAAUAUGUGAAUAUAACCGUCUAUGGGCGGCCGGGGGACAAGAUCUCUUUUGGGGGAGUCGAUCUCGCACCCGCCGGGAAAGCAGGCACGUACUCGACCUCCAUGCAGGCCAAGGCUGCAGGCGAGCAACAAUUGGCUUUCGCCCUGGAACGGGGUGGGAGUCAACACAAUGCUACCAUUGUCCUCAAUACCGUGCAUGGGAUUGACGAGAUCAUCAAGAACCGCGUCAAGUUCAUCACCACAAACCAGCAAAUAAGCCCAUCCUUCCCCGACACAUCGAAGGCAGGCGCAUACGCAGUCUACGAUACCCAGAUGGAGGGAAUAGUGACCUUCGAUACAGCAUCUGACAGGAACACGGGUCGCGAACGCGUGGGGAUGGGUGUAUUGGUGGCGCGAUGGCUCCAAAACAAUUCCGACACGGAGGUCGAGGAGUCACUUCAAAUCUACUACAACUAUGUUAACAACAAGCUUCAAGACCCCUCCGGCUACGUCUAUGACUGGCCAGUUGGGUCCAAGACCGCAUCCAUCCGAUUGUAUGACUGGCCUUGGGUGAUGCAGCUUCAUCUUGCCAUGGCAAACCUCGGGAAUCGAGCUGUAACCAGUCACGGAAAUUAUACCGCCACACCCGUCGAACGCCUCAUGACUACACUCGAACGGUUCUACGCGGAAGCAGGCAAGACUUCUUACACGAUCGGAUUGCCUAUCUACGAAAGUCUCACUUAUUUCAACAAAACCAGAAAUAAGGCUGCAUAUGAGCGUGCAUUACAGCCCUUCGUGGAUCACGGCAAGCAGAUCGCCGAGGUUGGGGACAGCUAUCCCUCAUCGGAAGUAAACUAUGAGCAAUCGAUUAUUGCUCCAGCCGCCAUCAUCCUACUAGAGUUGUACCGGUCUACUAGAGACACGUUCUGGUUGAAGUCGGCCUAUCGUCACUUCGAUCUUCUCGAAGCAUUCGGCGGUCGACAGCCCGAUUAUCAUCUGAACGAUGUUGCCAUCCGCCACUGGGACGGAUAUUGGUUCGGAAAGGAUCGAAUGUGGGGUGACACGUUUCCUCAUUAUUGGAGCACUCUGACAGCUAUUGCAAUGCACCACUAUUCAAAAGCAACGGGGGACGAGUCAUAUCAGACGCGCGCGGAGAAAGUUCUGAGGGCAAACUUCGUUCUGUUUACGGAGGAGGGACAGGGAUCCUGUGCUUUCAUCUACCCUUCUACUGUCAAUGGACGCACAGGUCACUACCUAGACCCAUACGCGAACGACCAAGACUGGGCCCUGGCUCACAUUCUGCAACUUAGAGAGAAUCCUUAG
Aspergillus bombycis is the source of this 2121-nucleotide messenger RNA. RefSeq lists its product as uncharacterized. The transcript has a single exon. The record is from RefSeq and is a predicted model, not a curated record. Gene Ontology annotation, biological process: carbohydrate metabolic process. Lineage: Eukaryota; Fungi; Ascomycota; Eurotiomycetes; Eurotiales; Aspergillaceae. The coding region runs from base 1 to 2121 and encodes 706 amino acids.